Orbicella faveolata is the source of this 2817-nucleotide messenger RNA. Its product is annotated as histamine H2 receptor-like. The record is from RefSeq and is a predicted model, not a curated record. Gene Ontology annotation, cellular component: membrane. NCBI's taxonomy places the organism in Eukaryota, Metazoa, Cnidaria, Anthozoa, Scleractinia, Merulinidae. Gene Ontology annotation, biological process: G protein-coupled receptor signaling pathway. Gene Ontology annotation, molecular function: G protein-coupled receptor activity.
AAGGACAAGAAAAAAGCAAACUUGAAAAUAAAAUAAGAAACUUUAAUUUUGUUUGCCAUAUUUCAUAAAAGCAUUCUAACUCAGGCAGCUGUAUUUACUUAAGAAGCAAUAUUAAGCUUGAGAUAAGGUUCCAUACGUCAACCAUUAAUCCUAAAGAAAAUGACUACGACCAAUCGUAACAUUGGAACUCGACCUGCAAGAUCUAAAAUUAUGAUUGCUACGUGCUCGUUCUUAUAAAGAAAGACGUAGCUUCAAGGUUCUUAGGACGCACAGCUCAAAACUCUACCUUCUUUAGGGUACAAUUCGCCACAAGGGCUCGUUUUCCCCUGAAAAAUAUUCUUCAGUCUAGGAGCAUCAGCGCUUAAGACUUUGAUUUCUUCGAAGACGUAUUUUGAUCAUCAACAUGGAUGGAAACAAUCAAACUUUACCUGUUAAUGCAACCAACACUUCAAUUCUUGAAGGACAAAAUGAGGCUCCUACUGGGAUCUGGUUUUGGUUCAUAAUGGGCACGAUUGGUGUCGUCGCUUUCUUCGGCAACACUCUGGUCAUUUUGUUAAUCGCAACUCGUCGAAGACUUCAAACAACUUGUAACAGCUUCAUUUUGUCUCUUUCAUUCUCUGACUUGUUGACUGCCAUCACGACAAUUCCAGGAUCUUUUGUUUGCGAUUUCGGAGUCCAAUGCUCGCCAAUUUUCUAUACCAUGUGUAGUUUCUUCAUUUGUGCUUCGGUAGGGAAUGUUUGCACCAUGACAGGAGACCGAUUCUGCCGAGUCGUGUAUCCGUUACGAUAUCCUGUGCUAAUGUCUCCAAAACGAGUCGUUGUAACUAUCGGGAUAGGAUGGACUUUGCCCAUCUUUCUGCAACUCAUACCAGAACUUUAUAUUUUUUUGAGCCCAACCAUGCUCAAGUCCAACCAAAAUGCUCAAAGCAUUUUCAAUGUUAUACAAAUGUUUACAUUUGCCAUUUUGCCUUGCAUAGGACUUUUGCUUGUCUAUGCGAAGAUAUCGCGUAUUACUUUGAAGCAUUCGAGGCGUCAACGAGUUCAAGUGGAGCAAAUUAGUAGAAACUCGCGUAUAUCGCAACAAAUGGCCAAACAGGUGACUCGAAAGUCUUUUUCCGUUCUUGUUCUUGGUGUGGUAAUAUUUUUCUUCGUUCUUUGCUGGUCUUUCUCGAUCUACAGGGGAAUUUGUAAUAGCUUCUCACUAUGUAAAGUGCAACAUUCCUUGGUCUUGGUUUCGAGGAUUUUUUUGGUUGCCAAUACUGCAGCUGACCCAGUUGUGUACGCGAUUCUGAAGCAAGACAUCAGAAGGGAGGUGGUUCGCACGUUCUCGACAAGAAACCGCAUACGAGGACGAGAUCUGGGUUUAACGGAGACUCGGAUUGCCGGCCAGUCUUACAUGUAGCAGUUACAGUUCCGUCUCGCAAAACUAAGACUACAUGAGUAAACGGCAAUACCUCAGACCUCUGAAGUUGCAGUUCCUGUAGCGGACUAGCUGUGUUUUAGAAUAUUUUAAAGUAUUCGUCAUUGCUAAUUGCAUUAAGUUGAUAUUAGAGAAAGGUGUAUAUAUUUCUAGAAGAAUUGCUGCUUAUUUAAUUCUUUUUAAAUAACCUGCUUUAAUAUUCUAAGAGGGAAGGACAAGGUGGUGAGCUUUUGAUUAGCAAUAGAAAUACAAAUUGAGUGAUCGUAUCUUUCACUUUGCGCUUAAUGUCGGUAACUGACGAACAACAUAAAGCUUUAUCUACACUUUACGUCCGUUUCUGUCAAUAAAAAAAAAAACUACUUGAGCCUUAUUGUUGACAUUAGUGGCCAAUGGGCAAAAAAAGAGCCAGAAAAAAAGCAGGAAAGCUCACGACAAGAAUAAACAAUAUUAAAAAAAAUAAGCACACGCUGCAUAAUUGAUAAAGAUAAAAUAAUUCAGUAGUCUCCUCAGAGAAUACACGCUGUCUUACAAAUAUUAUUUUUCACAGUUAUUCUGGUUUUCGAUUAAGGUAUGUGAGGAAACGUUUUGCUUAUUUUCUGGCAGUUUUUAAGCUUCCAAGUAGGAUGGCUGAGAAAAAGUGUCGAAGUGGAAAUUCACCAAAUGUAAAUUAGUGCAUUUUCCUAGUAAUAUAAAAUAGGGACCUUUCGUCAUGUUUGGUUAAAACCAGAUGACUUUUCCAUGGAACCCAGAUUGAGACAAGUAUAUUUACCCAAAUUUACCUUUCUUUUAACAUCUGUUUAUCGUGAAAGCCAUUCUGACGGAAGACAGAAAAUAACAGUAAAUUAUAACUCUGCUUUGUAACGACAAGUAAGGACUUUGUGACAAGGCGUUUUGCAGAUAGUUGAAAUGAUUCAAAAGCAUGCGUCGACCUGACUUCGUUAAAAAUCAUUUAUCACAAUCCUUACUUGGACUUUGAAUAGGUUACUAUAUUACCUACUUGAGAAACACAUAACCCAAAGACAUAUUUAUUUAUUCAACUUCGCCUAACUUUUAAAAAUAUAUCUCAACGUACUUAUUUGGUGUUCUAAGAUGAUCUGUAACUCAUUCUUUCUAAAAUAGUUUGGAUACAAUGUAAAUUGUCAGACGAUGGCUAGGUAAUUGUCCCGCGUAAAAGGGCACGAGCAUAAAUUUGCUUCUAACGUGGUCAUGAUCUGAUAGUAGAAUUUAGACGAAUGAUUAAAAAGGCAAAGAGAACGAGAGUUACAAUUUCGCUCUCUCAAAAAGAUGAAAGAAGAUUAUAUUCCACUGCUAGUUUUCAAAUGUCAGUAUAGCCAAGAGGUUGGUUGUUAAGUUUGCUUUAUCUCCAAUAAAAGGAACUGUGCAGAACCUUGAUCUGU